This is a messenger RNA of Phycodurus eques (leafy seadragon), 3412 nucleotides long. It is a transcript of the gene pfkpa, whose product is annotated as phosphofructokinase, platelet a. Gene Ontology annotation, biological process: canonical glycolysis; fructose 6-phosphate metabolic process; fructose 1,6-bisphosphate metabolic process. The coding region runs from base 153 to 2672 and encodes 839 amino acids. Lineage: Eukaryota; Metazoa; Chordata; Actinopteri; Syngnathiformes; Syngnathidae. Gene Ontology annotation, cellular component: membrane; cytoplasm; 6-phosphofructokinase complex. The transcript is spliced from 23 exons. Gene Ontology annotation, molecular function: monosaccharide binding; fructose-6-phosphate binding; 6-phosphofructokinase activity. The record is from RefSeq and is a predicted model, not a curated record.
AUAGAUGCGGAACAGGGGAGAAGGAGAGUCGAGCGGGCGAACCGAAGCAGAGGGGGCGGUGGACAGCUGCCCUUCACGAUCAUUUCGGCACAUUUUCAUACAAACGCGGCCAUUUCGUCGGUUGUAUCGGAAUAUAAAAAUAAACAGUGACGAUGGCACAGUCAGACACCAAGAAGAUAUUCUUUGAGAACCUCUCUGGAGCAGGGAAAGCCAUCGCCGUGCUGACGAGCGGAGGGGAUGCUCAAGGGAUGAAUGCUGCUGUGCGUGCUGUGGUUCGAAUGGGGUUAUAUGUUGGUGCAAAGGUUUAUUUCAUUUGUGAGGGGUAUCAGGGUAUGGUGGACGGUGAGGAGAACAUAACAGAAGCCACAUGGGAAAGUGUCUCCAGCAUGCUUCAAGUGGGUGGGACAGUUAUUGGCAGUGCCCGCUGCAAAGACUUUCGCACCCAUGAAGGACGACUGAAGGCCGCUCUCAACUUGGUGAAGCUUGGCAUCACCAACCUGUGUGUGAUUGGUGGAGAUGGCAGCCUGACGGGAGCCAACCUCUUCAGGGAAGAAUGGAGUGGGUUGCUGGCGGAACUGGUAGAGCAAGGUUCUAUUGAGGACCAGUCUGUUCAGAAUUACUCCGCCCUUCACAUUGUCGGGAUGGUGGGCUCUAUUGAUAACGAUUUCUGUGGAACCGACAUGACAAUAGGCACAGACUCUGCUCUACACCGAAUCAUUGAGGUGGUGGAUGCAAUUAUGACAACCGCACAGAGUCACCAGAGGACAUUUGUUUUAGAAGUAAUGGGCAGACAUUGCGGCUACCUGGCCUUGGUUAGUGCCUUGGCUUGUGGAGCAGACUGGGUGUUAAUCCCUGAGAUGCCUCCGGAGGAUGGCUGGGAAGAGAAGAUGUGUCAAAAAUUGUCUGCGAAUCGAGCAGGGAUGAAAAGGCUGAAUAUCAUAAUAGUAGCCGAAGGGGCGAUUGACCGUAACAACAAGCCCAUUACUACUGACUGUAUUAAGGAUCUUGUUGUCAAAUGUUUGGGUUUCGACACACGAGUGACAAUCCUGGGUCACGUGCAGCGAGGAGGGACCCCUUCUGCUUUUGAUCGUAUCCUGGCCAGUCGAAUGGGUGUGGAGGCUGUUCUUGCCUUGCUCGAGACCACAGCCAACACGCCAGCCUGUGUGGUCUCUCUAAGUGGUAACCAAUCAGUGCGCUUGCCUCUGAUGGAAUGUGUACAGAUGACUCAAGAGGUGCAGAAGGCAAUGGACGAAAAAAAGUUUGAGGAGGCAGUUAAACUCCGAGGCAGGAGUUUUGAGAACAACCUGAGGACAUACAAACUGCUGGCUCAUCGUAAACCAGAGUCUGAACUGCCGACUAGCAAUUUCAACGUGGCAGUGUUGAAUGUGGGCGCACCUGCGGCAGGCAUGAAUGCGGCUGUCCGUUCAGCUGUCAGGGUGGGCAUCUCAGAGGGGCACAAAAUGUUUGCUGUCAAUGAUGGGUUCGAGGGAUUCUACAAAGGUCAGAUUAAGGAGAUUAAAUGGUCUGAUGUUGGAGGAUGGACAGGACAGGGAGGAUCUCUGUUGGGAACUAAAAGAACACUCCCCGCAAAACAUGUUGACAAAAUUGCUGAGCAGAUGCGAACUCACAAUAUAAAUGCACUGCUGGUGAUUGGUGGAUUUGAGGCCUUCCUGUCGCUGCUGGAGUUGUUAACGGCGCGCGGGAAGUAUGACGAGUUCUGUGUGCCCAUGAUCAUGGUCCCAGCAACAGUCUCCAACAAUAUACCGGGCUCAGACCUCAGCAUUGGGGCUGACACAGCUCUGAAUGCCAUUACUACUGCGCUUGAGAGUCUGCUGCAGCUGUAUGAGGCACGCGCUACCUAUGAGGAGUUUUGCAUCCCGAUGUGUAUGCUGCCUGCCACCAUAAGUAACAAUGUACCGGGUACAGAUCUAAGUAUCGGUGCAGACACGGCCCUCAAUGCCAUCGUGGAGACUUGCGACCGCAUCAAGCAGUCAGCCAGCGGGACAAAGAGGCGCGUGUUCAUCAUCGAGACCAUGGGGGGCUACUGUGGCUACCUGGCCACCGUGGCCGGUCUGGCUGCAGGGGCCGACGCCGCAUACAUCUACGAGGAGCCCUUUGACAUCAGGGACCUGCAGGCCAAUGUUGAGCACUUGACAGAGAAAAUGAAGACAAGUAUUCAACGAGGCCUAGUACUCAGAAAUGAGAACUCUAAUGAAAACUACACCACAGACUUCAUCUACCAGCUGUACACUGAAGAAGGCAAGGGUGUGUUUGAUUGCAGAAAGAAUGUGCUGGGACACAUGCAGCAGGGGGGAGCUCCAUCUCCAUUUGACCGAAACUUUGGGACCAAGAUCUCUGCCAAGGCAAUGCAGUGGGUCACCAAAAAGCUGCUGGAGACGUUCAGACAAGGCAGAGUGUUUGCUAACACUGAGGACAGUUGCUGCUUGCUGGGAAUGCGCCGUAGGGCUCUGAUCUUCCAGCCAGUGGUACAACUUAAGGGGGAGACUGACUUUGUUCACAGAAUCCCCAAGGAGCAGUGGUGGCUGAAGCUUCGUCCUCUGAUGAAGAUCCUCGCCAAGUACAAGACGAGCUAUGAUGUCUCGGACUCAGGCCAGCUGGAACACGUCGUACACAACAGGCCAAAAGACUCGGACGCUUCUGUGGCCAUGUGAAGAUGUCCGGCCGCAAAGUCCAAGCCUGUGUGUUAACUGAGGUGUGAGCUCCACAUGUUGUCUAAGCUCCAGUAACAACGCACCCCUAUGUGGAUGUAGUCAUUGACCUGUAACCUAACCUCAGAAAUGUUCCUAGUAACAAAUGCAAUUACUGUACUCUCACGGACACACACAGCUUCUCUGACACAAAGAUGUCCUGGAUGUUUAUUCAUGUCAUGUUUGUUUUUAAAUUUUGCACUUUCCCUGGCUCCAGUUAUGUAGGCAGCCUCUGAGGCCACAGCUGCGCAAGGACACUGCUCCCAAAACAGAUAACUUACUCAUAAAACAUGAGGGAUAUUGGGCUUUGUGGUGGACAUUUCAGGAUGAACCUAAAACAGUUGGACAUAUGCAUUCAAACUUCACCUAAAGUUAUAGUGCAUUUUAGGUGUGUCCUGAAAUUUCACCCCAAAGCUUUAUAUCUUUUUGUAAGCAAUGUACAUUGUGUCUCUGUCUUUAUUUGUAAUUAGUGUGAGGCUCAACAUGCAUGUGAAAUGCAACACUGCUAUCAACCCAAGCAAAGAGGAGUGCGUGCCAGGCUGUGUACACUGAGACCUAAUAUUUAUCUUUUUAACAUAGUUUAUUUUGUGUGUCAACAUGGGUAUAUCGUUAUCAUGAAUUGUAGGCACUGCUGUAACUGUUUGACACAAUGCACAAACUUGUUAGAUGUGAAUAAGAAUAAACAAUUUAACAUGUGUGCCCUA